Molecule: messenger RNA, 4075 nt
Organism: Eurypyga helias (sunbittern)
Lineage: Eukaryota; Metazoa; Chordata; Aves; Eurypygiformes; Eurypygidae
Product: plexin-A4-like
Biological process (GO): regulation of cell shape; positive regulation of axonogenesis; semaphorin-plexin signaling pathway involved in axon guidance
Cellular component (GO): semaphorin receptor complex
Molecular function (GO): semaphorin receptor activity
Source: RefSeq, a predicted model, not a curated record
GUGCACCAGGAAGGAGCGGUGUGAGCGCUCCAGCGAGCCUCGGAGAUUUGCCUCGGAGAUGAAGCAGUGCGUCCGGCUUACCGUGCAUCCCAACAACAUCUCCGUCUCCCAGUACAACGUAUUGCUGGUCUUGGAGACCUACAAUGUCCCUGAGCUGUCAGCGGGAGUCAAUUGCACCUUCGAGGACCUUUCGGAGAUGGAUGGCUUGGUGGUGGGCAGCCAGAUCCAAUGCAUCUCUCCAGCUGCCAAAGAGGUGCCCCAGAUCAUCACAGAGAACGGAGACCAUCACAUUGUCCAGCUUCAGCUCAAGUCCAAAGAAACGGGUAUGACCUUUGCCAGCACCAGCUUCGUCUUCUACAACUGCAGUGUCCACAACUCGUGUCUGUCAUGCGUGGAGAGCCCUUACCGGUGUCACUGGUGCAAGUACCGCCACGUCUGCACUCACGACCCCAGCUCCUGCUCCUUCCAGGAGGGACGAGUCAAGCUGCCCGAGGACUGUCCCCAGCUGCUGCAGGCAGAGAAGAUCCUGGUGCCGGUGGAGGUCAUCAAGCCGAUCACGUUGAAGGCCAAGAACCUGCCCCAGCCGCAGUCGGGCCAGCGAGGCUACGAGUGCAUCUUGAACAUCCAGGGCAAUGAGCAGCGGGUGCCCGCCUUGAGGUUCAACAGCUCCAGCGUGCAGUGCCAGAACACUUCGUAUUCGUAUGAAGGAAUGGAGAUUAACAGCCUGCCGGUGGAGCUGACGGUCGUGUGGAACGGGAAUUUCAACAUUGACAACCCAGCACAGAACAAAGUUCACCUGUACAAGUGCGGGGCCAUGCGGGACAGCUGCGGACUGUGCCUGAAAGCCGACCCGGACUUCGAGUGUGGCUGGUGCGAGGGGCAGAACCAGUGCACGCUGAAGCAGCACUGCCCAGCCCAGGACAGCCAGUGGCUGGAGUUGUCCAGCACCAAGGGAAAAUGCACCAACCCCAAGAUCACGGAUAUCAAUCCAGUGACCGGCCCUCGUGAAGGAGGGACCAAAGUGACCAUCCGUGGAGAGAACCUGGGGCUGGAGUUCAGAGAUAUUGCCUCUCACGUCAAAGUGGCUGGAGUGGAAUGCAAACCGCUGGUGGAAGGGUACAUCCCAGCAGAGCAGAUAGUAUGUGAGAUGGGGGAGGCCAAGCCCAGCCAGCAUGCCGGAUUCGUGGAAAUCUGCGUGGCUGAAUGCAAACCAGAGUUCAUGGCCAGGUCUUCACAGCUCUACUACUUUAUGACUCUGACGCUCUCUGAUCUCAAGCCCAAGCGGGGACCAGUGUCGGGUGGCACCCAGGUGACAAUUACAGGCAACAACCUGAAUGCGGGCAGCAAUGUCAUCGUGACCUUCGGGCGACAACCCUGCCUCUUCUACAGGAGGUCCACCAAGCACAUUGUCUGUAACACCACUGCCUCAGAUGAAGGCUUUGAGAAGGUGAAGGUGUCUGUGAGAGUGGACAAGGCCAAGAUACAUCAGGAGUUGCAAUAUGAAUAUGUAGAGGAUCCAACCAUCCUGAGGAUCGAGCCUGAGUGGAGCAUCUUCAGUGGCAACACACCCAUUGCCGUGUGGGGAACUCACCUAGACCUGAUCCAAAACCCUCAGAUCCGGGCAAAGCACGGUGGAAAGGAACACGUCAAUAACUGUGAGGUGCAGAACAGCACAGAGAUGACCUGCCAGGCUCCAGCACUGGCUGUUGACCCCAGUCACCAGUCGGAGCUCGCCGAGCGUCCAGAAGAGUUUGGCUUCAUUCUUGACAACGUGCAGUCCCUUCUCAUCCUCAACAAAACCAACUUCACCUACUACCCAAACCCGAUCUUUGAGGUUUUCAAUCCCUCGGGGAUCCUGGAGCUGAAGCCGGGGAGUCCUAUCAUACUGAAGGGCAAGAACCUGAUCCCACCAGUGGCAGGAGGGAAUGCCAAGCUGAACUACACCGUUUUGGUUGGUGAGAAGCCCUGUGCAGUGACCGUAUCGGAUGUGCAGUUACUCUGUGAGUCACCAAACCUCAUUGGACGGCACAAGGUGAUGGCUCGUGUAGGAGGGAUGGAGUUCUCCCCAGGGAUGGUCUACAUCUCUCCAGACAGCCCUCUCAGCUUGCCAGCUAUUGUCAGCAUUGCGGUGGCCGGUGGCCUGCUCAUCAUCUUCAUCGUGGCUGUGUUGAUUGCCUACAAGCGCAAAUCCAGGGAAAGUGACCUCACCCUCAAGCGUUUGCAGAUGCAGAUGGACAACCUGGAGUCCAGGGUGGCACUGGAGUGCAAAGAAGCCUUUGCAGAGCUACAGACAGACAUUCAUGAGCUGACAAGUGAUCUGGAUGGAGCCGGGAUCCCUUUCCUCGAUUACCGAACCUACACCAUGAGGGUGCUUUUCCCUGGGAUUGAAGAUCAUCCAGUCCUGAGGGAUCUGGAGGUCCCUGGCUAUAGGCAGGAACGGGUGGAGAAAGGCCUGAAGCUCUUCGCCCAGCUCAUCAACAACAAGGUAUUAUUCAUCCGCACGCUGGAGUCCCAACGCAGCUUCUCCAUGCGGGACCGUGGUAACGUGGCCUCGCUGAUCAUGACGGUGCUGCAGAGCAAGCUGGAGUAUGCUACUGAUGUCCUCAAGCAGCUCUUGGCUGACCUCAUAGACAAAAAUCUGGAGAGCAAGAACCACCCUAAACUGCUCCUCCGGAGGACAGAGUCUGUGGCUGAGAAAAUGCUCACCAACUGGUUCACCUUCCUUCUGUACAAGUUCCUCAAGGAGUGUGCUGGUGAACCUCUGUUCUCCCUUUUCUGUGCCAUCAAGCAGCAGAUGGAAAAGGGUCCCAUUGACUCGAUCACUGGGGAGGCCCGGUACUCACUGAGUGAGGACAAGCUUAUCCGACAGCAGAUUGACUACAAGACACUGGUCCUGAGCUGCGUGAACCCCGACAACGUGAACAGCCCUGAGAUCCCAGUGAAGAUCCUGAACUGUGACACCAUCACACAGGUCAAGGAGAAGAUCCUCGACGCCAUCUUCAAGAACGUGCCCUGCUCCCACCGGCCCAAAGCUGCUGAUAUGGACUUGGAGUGGCGGCAAGCAAGUGGGGCAAGAAUGAUCCUUCAGGAUGAAGACAUCACAACCAAGAUAGAGAAUGACUGGAAGAGACUCAACACGCUGGCACACUAUCAGGUGCCGGAUGGAUCUGUGGUAGCUUUAGUCUCCAAGCAAGUCACUGCCUACAAUGCAGUCAACAACUCCACGGUCUCCCGGACGUCAGCCAGCAAGUAUGAAAACAUGAUCCGUUACACAGGCAGCCCAGACAGCCUCCGUUCCCGCACACCCAUGAUCACCCCUGACCUUGAGAGUGGAGUCAAGAUGUGGCACUUGGUGAAGAACCAUGAGCAUGGUGACCAAAAAGAGGGUGACCGGGGCAGCAAGAUGGUGUCUGAGAUCUACCUGACAAGGCUACUUGCCACCAAGGGCACCCUCCAGAAAUUUGUAGAUGACCUCUUUGAGACCAUCUUCAGCACCGCUCACCGUGGCAGUGCACUGCCCCUGGCUAUCAAAUACAUGUUCGAUUUCCUGGAUGAGCAGGCUGACAAGCACAACAUCCAUGACCCCCACGUGCGGCACACCUGGAAGAGCAAUUGCCUGCCGUUACGGUUCUGGGUGAACAUGAUCAAGAACCCGCAGUUCGUCUUCGACAUCCACAAGAACAGCAUCACGGAUGCCUGCCUCUCCGUAGUGGCUCAGACUUUCAUGGACUCCUGUUCGACCUCAGAGCACCGUCUGGGCAAAGACUCACCCUCCAACAAGCUUCUCUAUGCCAAGGACAUCCCCAGCUACAAGAACUGGGUGGAAAGGUACUACUCAGACAUCGCCAAAAUGCCAGCAAUCAGCGACCAGGACAUGAACGCGUACUUGGCUGAGCAGUCUCGUAUGCAUAUGAACGAGUUCAACACCAUGAGUGCGCUCUCAGAGAUAUACUCCUACGUUGGCAAGUACAGCGAGGAGAUUCUCGGAGCCCUUGAUCAAGACGACCAGGCUGGGAAACAGAAACUUGCCUACAAACUUGAACAAGUCAUAACCCUCAUGAGCAUAGACAGCUGA